Polypterus senegalus (gray bichir) is the source of this 7288-nucleotide messenger RNA. RefSeq lists its product as uncharacterized. The transcript has 23 exons. Bases 117 to 5345 code for a protein of 1742 amino acids. NCBI's taxonomy places the organism in Eukaryota, Metazoa, Chordata, Cladistia, Polypteriformes, Polypteridae. The record is from RefSeq and is a predicted model, not a curated record.
GCCUGAAUGACCGUGGAAAGUUCAUGGGGACAAGAGUUUUAUCUCUCUAAUUAUAAAUAACAGUAUAUACUAGGUGAAUAUCAAGUGCGCGAAGAACCCAAGCUUCCUCUGUUUAAAUGGGUUCUGUUGAUAGAAUAUCGGUUUACCAGAAGAGAUUCCUUGAAGACUUGGAUCCUGGAGACAUACAGGAUAAAUUACACAUCUUUGCAGUAGAGUCCAAAGUGAUCCCAAAUGAUCUGACUGAAUUUGCAGAUCUCUUCCGUGAGUUCAUUUCUGAGGAAAGCUUUAUAAUACCACCUGAAAUAUGGCGGUCCUGGGACUGGCUUUUUUUCAAAGAGAUGUUGUUAAUGAAAUGUGUAAAGAAUAAAGUUCAGAUUUUUGACCUGCAGCUGGGAGAUUCUGGUGAGUUUAAAGUGGUGGUUGUGGGCUUUAAGGAUGAAAUUAAUCCAGUGUGUCAGAAAAUAUUGAACUUUUUAAAGGCUCAAAAUACUGCAAGUGAGUCAGUGUCAUUCGGUAGAGGAGAAAAGGAGUUGCUGAGUUUUUACCUACAAACAUCUGAUCUUUCCAAACCUAAGGUAUUAGAUGAAGGAUUAAGUUUGAAAUAUAAAGUUUGUGAUUCAAGGAUUGAAAUAACUGGAACUAAAGCAAAUGUACAGAGAGCUACAAGAGAGAUACAAAGAGUGACCAGUAAAUGUUCUACACAUUCACAGAGUAAAAACCCAGGGCUAAACAUAAGCAUAGAGCCAUUUAAGCAUUUUAAAGUUGUUAUUUGCAGUGGCCGUGACAAUAUCCAUCUUAGUUCAGAAUCACUUAUAGUCCAAAGCAGCAGUCAUGAAAUACUCUUUGACGGGACGGACCAAGGAAAAGUUGUUGGUGAAUUGAGUGAGAUUACUCUUACAGUAAAAGAAGGAUUAUCUGAACUUGGAAAACUACAAAAAGUGAUCAGACUUCAUUGGCAGUGCAAAUUCAACAAGAAAAACCACACUGAAGUUCUGGAGGCUGCGGUCAUCAAAGCCCUGGAGUAUGUAAAGACACAAGGUCAGACAUUGGUGUCCAUAUGUUGCCCACUGGAUAAGGACCUUAACACAUCGAUUCAAGCUGCAACUGUGGCAGCUGCACUGGAAGGGUUUUGCAAAGCUCAGUCAUAUUUGUUUGUUUCCUCACUGACUGUGUUUAUCGUCUGCCCCAAUGAGACUGAAUGGGCCAAUAUUUUGAAGAAAAAUCUGGACAUUUUUUGGGCUUGCUCUAACAGUAAACAAAAUGGCAUGCAAGAGGUCAUACCUGUGAUUCCCCAGAAUAUGUCUGUGCAGUUGGUGGGUGGAACUUUGGAAGAAAAUCAGGUCCAAGCAUUUGCUGUUCCAGUUACUGUUUCUUCAAAGACAAAGUCUAUUGAGCUGUCCUGUCUAUGUGCUCACAAGUCGAGUUAUAAUCUGGAAGAAUUUUUGCAGAUCCGGUCUCCUUGUCUGGCUGAUACUCUGCAAAAUGGGGAGAUUAUUCCAGUGACCUGUUCGGAUACUGGGCUGUUAUGUGAAUAUCUGUAUCUUAUUGAGGUGCAAGAUGACUGGGAGGAUCCUGCUGAGAAAGUGAAGAGCUUCAUGCACAAGUGUGCAACUUUGAGUCACCACCUGUUUCUCACUUCAAUGGCCGUUCCAGUUCUUGACCUCAGCAGACAUGGGGUGCCGCCAUCUCAGGUGGUGAAAUGGCUGCUUGAAGGCCUGAAGAUGUUCGAACGGGAGACGUCAUUCUCUUGGCUUCAUUCUGUUAGGCUUGUUCUCAGUCCUGAUUGUACAGAUUUCAGCUUGGUGAUGGAAGGCAUUAAAAGAUCAGAAGAGCCACUUGGGAUUUGCUUUGCAGAUCAUCCAUUUUUCAUUCAGUAUUUGCACGACUCUAAUCAAGCAUUUAUGGAAAUAUUUUUGAAUAUGGAAAAGACAAGUUCCAGUUUUACAAUAUUUAAAAAGUCAAAACAACAUUGCCUUUCAAUAUAUAAACAGGAAUAUAUUUCAGCUGAUAUGUCUUUGGCAAAAUGGAAGAUAGCACAAGCAAACGUUUACAAUCGCUUAAGGAGGAGAUACAAUGUCAAAAAGCAUCAUAUUCCUAAAUUACCCCAAGUGGAAAAGUAUGAACCAAAUUUGAAAAAACUCCAGUCUAUUAAAAUUUACGAACAUGAUACAUGGGUGGUGGGUUUAACAGAGGAAGUUAAUGAGUACAUCAGGAUAGCAGACCUGAAUCGACAUGUGGAAGAAACUAUCUCAAAUGAAAUAUGGGGUGAUCUCACAGCUAAAGCAAUUCAACAUGUUACUGAAGAUUUCCAGCUGGAGUUAGAUGCUUGUUUUCCUACAGUGAUAGCUUCCCAAGAUACAAUGGUGCCACCCAACAUUAUAUUUCUAGGACCUUAUAAAACCGUGUACUCUGCCAUAGAUUUCUUUAAAAUGCUAAUCUCUAAAGCUUUGCUCUGUGUUUCCCUCUCUGACAAGUUGUCAGAUUAUAAAUAUGCCUUUUUGAAAAGCUGGAAUUUAAGUGCUUUAUCUCAGAAACUUUUCCAUUCAAGAUACAUCGGGGUUACUCUGACAGAGCAAGAUAACUCUCUAAUGAUGCAAGGUGACUCCUUUGAGGACAACCAGCAAGCUAUGGAGGUUCUAAAAGAUGACAUUUAUGAGGCAGCCAUCAGAAUAAGUCGUGCAAGCCACACUUCAACUAAGGGAGAAAAGUGGAUAAAGCAGUUAGAAGACAUUUUGCACAGGCUCAACACAAAUGAGCAAAAUGUUGAGAUACACACCAUUCAAGACAAAGAUAAUAUUAACUGCAUGGUGGUGGUUGUGGGAUUUAAAACAGAAGUCCAUGCUGCCAAACGAAUACUUAAUCAGUAUUUCCAACAAAACACAGGCAUAAAGAGGAUUUUAGAAUUUAAACAGCCAAGUAUAGUUGAAGCAGGUCGUAAGCUCCUGGAUAUCAUUGAUAAAAAGGACCUGUUUGGUGCUAAAGUGGAAGUCAAUGUCCAUACAAACUCCAAGGUAGACAUCGUCCUCAGUGGUACCAGAUGUGAAGUUCAGAAAGCCCAAGAGACUCUUCAGAUAGAUCUGGAUUAUGUAAUUAAGAAAUCAGUGAAGAUUGAGGGAUUAGGAGCUGCUCAUUAUUUCCAAGAUCCAGAAACAGCAAAAAUUCUAAAAAGAAUCGGACUGACUUACUUCUGCAUUAUUUCAACAAGGAGACAGUGCAUGGCAUCUAAAUGGCCUAAUGAUCAAAAGAAUUAUCCUCUUAUCAAGAUAUAUGAAGGUUUGACAGAACCAGUUGAAUUUGACCUCAUUGGACGACCAUUUGACAUUGAGAAUGCUAUAAAAGCUCUCCAAAGUCACUUUCAAGAUUGUCAGACAGAGAACAUGAUAUGUGACCCGCAGAUUGAGAAACUCACCCAAAGUCAGCUACAUGCAGUCACAAAAGAUCUGAGUGUCAUUCUUCAUCUUACAAAUAAUGGUCUGUCAUUGAAAGGGUUGAAAAGUCAUGUUGAUGAGGCACAGACUCGACUUGGAGAGAUGCUAAAAACGGAUAAAGUGAUAAAACAUCCGGAAGAACAGAAUGUUAUCAAGCAAACAAUUUCAUGCAAUAUAAAGGGUCCGAUUAACAACACUGUGUCAAACACUGGUUUGGACUGGCUCACCAGGAUGAGAGAUGCUGCAAAACCCUCUUCAGAUUCUGGAAAAAACACCAGCCCUUCAAUUAAGAACUUGACAGUGCAUAAGAAAACAACAACUUCUGCGACUCCUGCUCAACAAUCAGAAUUUAAAAAGAAUGAGAACAAGCCAAAGGAUGGAGCUUUAAAAGCUCUCUUGACUGAUUCCAAGGAAAACCUUCACCAAAAUGGAGUGAUGUCUUCUAGUGGUGUUACCUAUGCAGUUCCUUCCAAUUCUUUAUUUGAUUUGGCAGCCGCUAAUCCAUUUCAGCCCAACUUUGUACCAGGGCAUGUUCCCAUUUUGAAUGCAAAUUUUGGUCAACUGGAUAAUUUCUGGCAGACAACUUCCUGUAUUCAAGAUUCUGCAGUACCUAUGAAUACCAGAGUUGGUUUACCAUUAGGUGAACGGUACUUUUCCAUUGAUGCUGAAAAAAAACAAAAUAAGACUGCUGUCCACAAUCAAGCCAGUGAGCAUAUGAAUAGAUACUGGACAACACCAGGCACAAACUUAGAACAACAAAAUAAAGAAAAUUCACCUCUUCAACAAGACAAUGGUGCUUUGGCAGUAUGUAAGAAAGCAACCUCUGCAACUCCUUCUCAACAUUCAGAAUUCAAAAAGAAAGACAACAAGCCAAAGGAUGGAGCUUUAAAAGCUCUCCUGACAGAUUCCAAGGAAAACCUUCACCAGCAUGGAGAGAUGUCUUCUAGUGGUGUCACUUAUGCCGUUCCUUCCAAUAAUCUAUUUGAUUUGCAAGCCACUAAUUUGCAUCAGCAGCUUUAUCCCCAGCCCAAUCAUGUACCAGGGCAUAUUCCCAUUUUGAAUGAAAGUUUUGGUCAAAUGAAUAAUUUCUGGCAGACGACUUCCAGCUUUCAAGAUUCUGCAGUACUUACGAAUACCAGAGUUGGUUUGCCAUUAGAUGAACAGUACUUUUCCACUGAUGCUGAAGAAAAACAAAAUAAGACUACAGGCCACGAUCAAGCCAGUGAGCAUAUGAAUAGAAACUGGACUACUUCAGAUAUACUCGAGCAAGGUUGGAAUUUGCAAGAAGACAUUUUCUUUCCAAAGCAAUUCACAACCUCAACACCAAACAGCGUUACUACCCAUCGCAUGAACAUAAAAGAUGUUUUAGUGGAUUUUACCUCACCUAGGCCUUCACCAUUACCUAGUUCUUUCACAUGCAAUUUUCCAGGCUGUUCUCUUUCAUUCGACACAUUAAAUGGAUUACAGAGUCAUUAUAGGCAGAUGCACACACCUGAAGGAAGAGCCAAAUGCAGAAAAUGUGGAAAAGAGAGCACCAAGAGUGGCAUUACCCAACAUGAGAAGGCAUGCAUGGGAAACUCAUUCUCUUAUAUUCCUAAAGCAACGCCAUCACCAAGCAUUCAAAGUAUGCAGUAUGAUUCCGGCCUGGGCACCAUGUCACACAGCUUUACAUUUGCAGACUUGCCUUCAAUUGUAAACAACUAUUCGAUUCCUGUUACUCCCAUUAGUAACCAGAAUUAUCACUUGGAGCCAAAAAACUUACUCAAUAUUUUUGAUCUUAAUUCAGCACUGAGAAACCACCCACUGAGGGUACCUGACUCUGCCCCUUCCGGUUCGCUGUCCUUAAGCUCCCCAGCUUCCACAGAAGGAGGCAUCAUUUACUAUAUGGACGAACCGGUAAACGGAGCUCCUGUUUAAAAGAGACCAACAAUAUUUCUGUUAAUUUUGGCCCAAAACUCUGGGCAUUUCACUCCAAGACAGACGUUACUUUUGUUUUAUGUUUUGGUAAUAAUAAAUGGGAUGAACCGGUUGACACCCAAAAUUUUGAUCCAGCAUUCUAUUGUUACUGCACCCAGCCACAAAAGUUUCAAAGAGGUAGAGUGGGUGAUGAAUAGGACCCUUAAAUUUCAGCCAGCAAUAAUAAAAGAAUUAACAUGUAAAAACACAUACUUACUUUCUUACCUUAACCAUUAAACAAAUAUACCCAGGAAAAACCAUGUACUUCAGCUAGUUAUAUUAUAAUUAUAAUAAUAAGAAACAAUAACCUUCCUCAAAUACACAGCAGAAAAAUUAAACAGAAAGCAAACAUCGGAGAUGGAUAAAGAUAAAAAGAGCACUCGUAUUCACAGUGAGGUAUAAAGGUGACCCAGUAGUGGUUCAUCAAGCUAAUUAAAGGGAAGGUUCAGUUAUAGGACACACUCUGGACCCCCUGGAAGUCGUAGCAAAGGAAAGAAUGAAAACAAAGCUGAGUACUAAUGUGGUCAAUGCUGCACAUCCUCACUCUGACACUUUGACAACGUGGGUUCUACUCCAUGCUCCCAUCAUGCAUCUGGGAGCCCUCAAACCCGACACCAUCGAUAAUGUCACCGAUGAGCUAGGCAGUUAGGUACAAACAAUGAAAUUAGGGGAUGGUGCCAUCCAGGCAAUACACCAGGGGAGUGACCCUUGCUGCAGCUGACCUGCUUUGCCUGCUUCUGCUGAUUGGUUCGCCUCACCGACCCCUGGCUCUGGUAGGCUUCACCUUACGCGGCAAGUCAUUCGCCUUCCGGUCACUCCCACUCUUUACUAAAUGCUCAGCGGGAGCGACCACUACGACUGCUUCUCGGGUGCCGGCCAAACACCCAGGCUCCCUGCUCAGCUGCAUGUGAGCCUGCGCUCGCUCGCUCUCCCACACCGGCUUUCUCCUCCUGCUUCCUGCCUUCUCCUGCAACCUCCCGUUCUUUCCUGUUCUCUCUUUUCUUUUUUUCUUAACUACCCCUGCUAGCCGCCUUAUGCUUCAAUUUAAUUACGGGACGUGGAUCAGCUGUGGCAAUCAGCAGUACCCGGGAACAAUUACAGAUGUGGACAACUCCUCACCUGUGCAUUUAAGCAGGGAUCACUCACAUCACAAAUCACCCCAGGAACCAUUUCAGCCACAAACCACCACGGCCCAUCGCUAAGCCGCGAGUGCAGCGAUUAUUUAUAAUUAAAAAGUGGCCUUUUGACAUGAGCUGUGGACCCGCUACACCACAGACACACUAACACAGAGGACUUUCAGUGGACAAAUUAUCUAGCAGAAGUGUGUAUGGGGGCUUCCUUAAUACCCACAACAAUAAAUCUCCAUAAUGCCUCACUCUGACUAUGACUGCCAAGUCAGAGGUUUUCUUUCUAUUUAAAUUUUUGUUCUUUUUAGUCAUUCUGGUGUAUGUUCAGUGUACUGGUGCACAGUGGUAUUAAUAUCUCUCUGGAUAUAAAAAGCACCCUUUGUGAGGGCCAUGGUCUUUGUCAGACAAUCACUGCAAAGUCAUUGACAUGCACAAAACAGGAAAUGGCUACAAAAAGUAUCAAAGAGUUUGAAUGUCCCACUAAGCACCGUUGGAUCCAUCAUCAGAAAUAUAAAGGACUCACAAGUAAUACCUAGUUAUGUUUAAUUAUUAUGGUCAAAUGAAUUUCACCUUUGUGCCAUUUGUGAUUAAUAUGUCAUUUGUGUAAAUCUGUAGCUUCCAAAGCAAAGUUUAAAUCUUUUUGCAAAUGCUAAUUUUCAAGUUUUUCUUCUUCUGUUAAAUAUCUAUAGAAGAUUGUUACAACAUAAGACUUCACAUUAAAAUGCUGAAUGGAUAAAUAUGUGUACAAAUCUUUUGUCAUACAGAAAAUUAUGAUGA